Molecule: messenger RNA, 2600 nt
Organism: Darwinula stevensoni
Lineage: Eukaryota; Metazoa; Arthropoda; Ostracoda; Podocopida; Darwinulidae
Source: the annotation of a GenBank genome assembly
CCUGCGUAACCAUGUCAAAGCAAUCGCAUUUUGCAAGUCAUACACGUGAUGAUUUCCACGCGACCGUAAUGAAAGUGAAGGAUCCGGCAACCAUGAUCGAAAUGGAGCACAUGGAUGGAGGUUAAAGAUGGCGGACGGGCGGAGGAGUUCCUGGGAUAAGGAUCGAGACCGAGACAAUCGAUCCUCGGACAGUGACCGGAAGGAAGGAAAAUAUGACGAGCCUCCCAAUUCUCGCCUUUUCAUCGUCUGUGGCAAAACUCUAUCUGAAGACGAUUUCAGAGAAAGUUUUCAACGUUUCGGCACCAUCGAGGAGAUCUGGAUGGUCCGGGACCGGACCACGGGAGACCCAAAAGGUGUCACUUACAUAAAGUUUACCAAGACUUCAGAGGCUGCUCUGGCCAUGGAAGAAAUGAAUGGGAAAUGCAUUGGAGGCCAUCCUCGUCCCCUCAAAGUCCUCAUUGCUCACAGUCGGGAUCAGGGUUCGAAACGUGAGAUGAAUGAAGAGGAACGUCUUCUACGUCUCUUCGUGGUGGUGCCAAAAACAUACACAGAGACUGAUAUACGCAAUCAUUUCUCCGAAUUUGGUGAGAUUGAGCACAUCUCAGUCGUGAGGGACCGGCAAACCAAAGAGAGCAAGGGCUUUGCCUAUGUCAAGUAUACAAAGAUGUCUCAUGCCGCAAAGGCAUUUGAGAGCUGUGAACGGUCAUUCAAGGCUGUGUUUGCAGAUCCAAAACCCCAGAGGCAGAUUCAUGCCCCACCACAUUUGAAAUUUGAGCAGGAGUCCUUCACCCCACUGACAACAUCAGCCCCAACUGGGCACAUAGGUCUUGGUAUUCCUACCCCUGGAAUGCAUGCGUUUGACUUCCUACCUCACAAUACUGGACAAAAUCCAGAUGGUACAACACGUCUCACGGUGAUUGCUUCCCCGAACCUCAAUCAAGAUCAGCUUUGGAAGCUGUUUGAUAUUGUCCCUGGCCUGGAUUAUUGUGACCUGAGGAAACCAUCUCAGAAGAGACCAGGCCAGCAGAGUCGUGGUUUUGCCAUUGUGGUGUACAACAAUCCCCAGUCGGCUGCUUAUGCCCUUCAAAAGCUCCAUGGCUUCGAGUAUCCACCCGGCGAGAGGUUGAUAGUCCGCUUUGAUACUUCAGAUUCAUCACCUCUACCUUCUUCACAUGGACCAGGGCAUGGAAUGGGUCCAAGUUCUCCAUAUUCCUCAUUUGGAGUACGUACCCCAGCGCAGUCUCAUCCCAUGUUGGGGUUGAGGCAGCAGACAUCAUCAUCUGGAACUGGGGCUUCAGCCGCAACCUUGCCCAAGGAUCUGGCCGCCUUGGCCGAGACCAUCGUGCAAGCCACGACCAUCAUCCAAGCCGCCGGAUUGGCCGGGGCUCAGGGUGCUCUUCGUGGGGUCUCCAGUCAGCCAAAGUUGGAGUCCCAGUCUAGUAAUGGUCUCAUGACUUCUCAGCUAGACUCCUCUCCAUCUUCAUAUGACCCAUCGUAUUGCUCAGUGAAGCUCCCUUCACCACAGCCUCUUGCUCCCACAGAUUCUCAUGUGGCAGAGAGGCUGUUCAUAGUUUGCAUCCCAACUCCUCCUCCUACAUACGUAUUGAAAGAUGUCUUUGGGAGAUUUGGAGGUCUCAUUGACAUCUACAUGCUUCAUGGGAAGAAUUGCGGGUAUGCCAAGUAUGCAGACAAGGCAGCUGCUGAGCAGGCCAUUUUGACUCUUCAUGGGCAAGAUGUGUGUGGUGCAAGGUUGAAAGUGAUGGAAGCUGAUCCUCAGGACAAGUCUAAUGAUUCAAUAAUGUUCCUUGUGGGUCUCACGGGUGGCAUAGCCAGUGGGAAAAGCAUGGUGGCAUCCAUGUUUCAAGAUUAUGGCAUUCCUGUCAUCAGUGCAGAUGAAAUUGCCAGAGAAGUGGUACUGCCAGGAACAAGGGCAUGGAAGAAGAUCCAGGAAGAAUUUGGUAGUAAAUACAUCACUGCAGAGGGAAUGGUUGACCGCAAGGCUCUGGGCGAUCUGAUCUUCCAAGAUGAAAUAGCCCGAAAGAAACUCAAUGCAAUUACACAUCCUGAGAUAUACAAGCAAAUUGCAUGGCACAUAGUCAAACACUUCUUUCAUGGUCACCAAUUUGUAAUUAUGGAGUUGCCCUUACUCUUUGAAAGUGGAGCAACACUUUCAUUUCUACACAAGAUAAUAGUGGUGACAUGUUCAAAGGAAGAUCAGCUUCAGAGGCUUCAAGAAAGAAACCAGCUGACACUAGGAGAGGCAGAAGCAAGGGUGAAUGCCCAGUGGCCACUGGAUGAGAAAUGUGCUAGGGCUGAUUACAUUAUCCACAACUCUGGAUCCCUGUCAAAAACUGAAGAGCAAGUGACCAGGAUGUAUUUGGAAUUGAAGGAAUCAUAUGCUCAUUUACCAGUGCGUCUCCUAGUAGGGACAGUGGUGCUUGGUGCUCUUUCCACUCUGGCAUACAUGGUAGUCCAUUCUCAUUGAUCUUAACAGUUUUUUAUAGCAUCUCAUGCAGUCUCUAUAGUACCAAACUAUAUUGCAUUCCUGUCUGAUCUCACUUUAUGGAUGACUGUGAUGAAGUAAAAUCAAACAAUACUGG